UAAAGACAUAAAAAAAUCGUAUAAAAGAUGAUUUAUUGGCGAGUAAAUAUUUUUCAGUUUAUUUUGAUAUUUUUUUUAGUAACAAAGAUCUCUUCUAAAAUUGAGUUUACAAACCUGAAAUGCACAUCUCUGGACAAAGAUUUCACCGACUUUGACUAUUGUUAUAUAAAAUCCAUCAAUAGGACCUACAAAUACGUGUCAUUAAAAGUGAAGUUGUACAAAGUACCCAUAACAAAUGUCACCGUAAAUUUUUCGUUUAUGAAGCGAUCAAGUGGCUACAAGCUCUUUCUCUAUAAUAUUACUGCGGAUGCCUGCAAGUUUCUGAAAAAUCCAAAAUCGAAUCCAGUUCUAGGCUAUAUGUACGGAUUGUUUAAAAGUCACUCUAAUAUGAACCACACAUGCCCCUUCGAUCAUGACCUUGUAAUGGAAAAGGUUUCUUCGGAUUUUAUUAAUAAUCAGCUCACGCAAAUGUUGCCCUUUCCCGAAGGCGAAUAUUUGUUCAAAACUAAUUGGAUGGCAUAUGGCAUUCUUCGAGCUUCUGUAAACGCUUACGUUACUUUGACCUAA
Messenger RNA from Drosophila bipectinata, 567 nucleotides. RefSeq lists its product as uncharacterized. NCBI's taxonomy places the organism in Eukaryota, Metazoa, Arthropoda, Insecta, Diptera, Drosophilidae. The record is from RefSeq and is a predicted model, not a curated record.